ACUCCACUCCCUUAGAGACCAGACCCUUAACAACAGUUCCUGUCAGAGUGUCAGUCGGCGUGGUGCACGCAUGGGCAUGUCAGAGCGUCCGUCUGUAUUGGGUAGAGAGGGAAAUGGGCCACGUCCAGUGAGGCAGGACUCUUCCUCCUCUUACACACAGAUAGAUGAUAACCAUCCUGCUGAUAAACUCAGGAAACUGAAGGAGGUGCACAAGCGUUUGAAUGAAUUAAGAGAGCUUGUUCAGUAUUAUGAACAGACAUCAGAUAUGGUGGUGGACACCGUAAACGAGAAUGUGAAGGAGGACGAUGAGGAAACAGAGGACGGUUCACUCUUUGAGGUCAUGUUUGAUUCAGAGCAGGAGAACCAUGAACCGGUCACCAAUAUCAG
This is a messenger RNA of Sinocyclocheilus anshuiensis, 387 nucleotides long. RefSeq names its product pericentriolar material 1 protein-like. Gene Ontology annotation, cellular component: centriolar satellite; centrosome; ciliary basal body. NCBI's taxonomy places the organism in Eukaryota, Metazoa, Chordata, Actinopteri, Cypriniformes, Cyprinidae. The annotation marks the transcript as partial. Gene Ontology annotation, biological process: protein localization to centrosome; microtubule anchoring at centrosome; non-motile cilium assembly. The record is from RefSeq and is a predicted model, not a curated record. The transcript is spliced from 3 exons.